Molecule: messenger RNA, 1285 nt
Organism: Tinamus guttatus (white-throated tinamou)
Lineage: Eukaryota; Metazoa; Chordata; Aves; Tinamiformes; Tinamidae
Source: RefSeq, a predicted model, not a curated record
GAUAACCGCUUUCCAGGGAAAGGGCGCAAAAAAGCCAGCGCUGAACCCGCACCCACCGCAGAAGAGAAGCAGAGCCCAGGUCUGCCCAGCGGGGCUCUGUCCGCAGCGCUUAGGUUGGGGGAGCACCCCGCGGAGAAGCGGAAUCAGGGCUCCCAUCGCUGCUCGUGGCUGCAGAGCCAAGCCCCGGCGCGCCGGCUGGGAGUUCAAAAGACUGCAAAUCUCUUCUUUAAAACCACUGUGAUCUUGCGUGGCUGUUACACACCUCCUUGUGCGAAUAGCUCCGCUGAGAGUAAGAGGUUGGCUGUAGUGGAAAAGGUCAGCGCUGGGCCCUGGGAAAGCCUCAAAGAGUCCGGCUUUUCUGUAGCCAGAAUAAGAGGGAGUAACCUGCCCUUUCUCUCCUUGUGUCCCACAGGGAAGCCUGUCAGCCUGACUUACCGAUGUCCCUGUCGAUUCUACGAGAGCAACGUGGCAAGAGCCAACAUUAAGCACCUCAAAAUCCUCUCCACACCCAACUGCUCACUUCAGAUUGUUGCAAGGCUCAAGAACAACAGCAAGCAAGUAUGCAUUGAUCCCAAGUUAAAGUGGAUCCAGGAAUAUCUGGAGAAAGCUUUAAACAAACCACGUCAUCGCACGCAUAAAAAAAAGCAACAGAAGAAACGGGGCCUACGCUGCCCUUCCCGUGCAACACCACUAAAGUCUCCAGGGAGAAAGAAUGGAGGUUCAAGAUGUAAGAGGCAAGCAUUGUAAGCCGUCUGCAGGAUUUCUUACUGUAGGACCCAGACAGCAGAUAACCAGUAUUAGGGAAUGAAAACAUUUCACUGUUAUCAUGCUACACAAAAGCAACGCUUCAUGCAUUUACAUUUUUCCCCCACCAAAUUGGCUUGCUUUCACAGUGCUAUUUUCAUAUAGUAAGAUGUAUUUGUUUUGAGAAAAAUGUCUUUAUAUACAGGUUGGUUUAUUACCUAGCACUGAAGGCAGAUAUGAAUUUAAACUAAUCCUAUGUUAUUAUAUAACAUUUUAUUUCAUUUUCUAUGUAGAGGUUCUGCUUUAUUUAACUUUCUUUUGGUUCAUGCAAGUCUCCUGGAGAUUUAAACCUAGAAGGACAUGAACUGUACAGUGCAAUGAUGUUGUGUAAGUAGUGGUGGAGCUCCCUGACCCCUAAAGUCAGGCCAAGAACAUAGGAAGGCUCUAAAAAGCAUCAGACAUUGGUAAGAGUGGACAGCAUUAUCAGGGGCACCAAUUACAGGUAUUUUGACUAAGGGAUUAAACUCGGAGCUAGAGGACU